This is a messenger RNA of Alternaria infectoria, 2268 nucleotides long. RefSeq lists its product as uncharacterized. The record is from RefSeq and is a predicted model, not a curated record. Gene Ontology annotation, molecular function: chitinase activity; chitin binding. Gene Ontology annotation, biological process: carbohydrate metabolic process; chitin catabolic process. The transcript is spliced from 3 exons. Gene Ontology annotation, cellular component: extracellular region. NCBI's taxonomy places the organism in Eukaryota, Fungi, Ascomycota, Dothideomycetes, Pleosporales, Pleosporaceae. Bases 1 to 2268 code for a protein of 755 amino acids.
AUGCGUUUCCCUUCCACGGCGCUUCUAGCGUCGACGUUGCUCGCAAUAUCAGCAAAGGCCCGCUUUGUCAUAUACGCAGAUGAAUGGCACCCAACGCGUCCAACCAACCCACGAGAUCGAGCUGGCAUCGACCAUGUCAUCCUCGCCUUUGCCCCAGCCAACGCAACAGCUACGUUCCAGCCCAAAGUUCCCAUACACACCAUCCGCACCGAGUUCCCCAACGCAAAGGUCAUGAUUGCUGUUGGCGGCUGGGGCGAUACGGUUGGUUUCUGUCAAGCCACGAAGUCCGACGCAUCGAUGCUCGCGUUUGCCGCUGAUGUUGCUACUAUGCUUGCCAGGACUGGAGCAGAUGGAGUCGUUGACAUGCUUGGAUACACUCGAACAACCGGACCUCAGAUCUGGCCAUCCGUCGACUUUAUCAACGUGAUGAGCUACGACCUAAUGAACCGCCGAGACACAGUAACCAAACACCACAGCUCCGCCAUCGAUGCCGAAAACAGCAUAAAAGACUACCUCGCCAUGGGCGCACCCCCCUCCAAGCUCAACCUCGGCUUCGCAUACUACGCCAAAUACUUCACCACGCAAGGCGACUGCAAUGGCAGCCCCCUCAACUGCCCCAUCGUCCUUGCGGAAGAUGCCCAAGGCAAAGACACACUCACCUCUGGCGCCUGGACCUUUGAGAGAUCUCGCAUGCGCCCCGUUGAUGCCUCCUCUCUGACCGUAUCCCAAGACGGCACCUGCGGUCCAGAAAAGGGAACAAAAUGCGAAACAGGUUGUUGCUCUCAACACGGCCACUGCGGUACUUCGCCUGAACACUGCAACGGCGCCUGCCAACACGCGUUUGGAACUGGAUGUACGGACGCCGAUGUAGCAGCUUCAUGGCAGCUCGCAGCCAAAGACGGUAUUACUGACGAAGUAUCCGGCGGACAAUACUACUUCGAUGCCACAAACCGCCUCUUCUGGACAUGGGAUACGCCCGAACUCAUCACGAGGAAGUUCGACAACAUCGUCCGCAAGUACAAGCUCGGUGGCAUUAUGGCGUGGAGUCUAGGUGAAGACAGCGCGGACUGGAGUCAUAUCCGACAGAUGGCGAAGGAAGUUGCCAAAGUUGGACUUGGUUUGACGACUGCCAGCGAUUCCAACGAGCCAGUCGAUCGCGACAUGUACGACGAGCUCACUCAUUAUUGCUGUCAAAACAUUUCCCAUCCAGCGAAUACCGUGACCUACCCACCACCAUUGAUAGUUCCAAUCUCUUGGCAUACUAUUAAGGUAGAUUGCGGGGAUGGAAAAGGGUUGGUUUACUGUCCGGCACUUCAUCUGGACCACUACGAUGGCAAAGACUCGGUUCAGCCCAAGUCGAACGAGAAUGGCCUUGUUGAGAUGCAAUACACUUCGGAGCCCCUCCAAGCAAUGCCAACGGAGCCCAACCAAGCUUCACUCGAGACUCCGGAGCCUCACUACCGUGUCUUUUUGGAAUGCAUGGGUGACGAUGGUUGGCUGAUAAGCUGUCUAGAAUGGGUCACCUCGAAGGUUCUUCAUGGAACCGCAACUGAGCCCGAACCCGCCGCAUUCGAGACCCCGUCGGCGACUGACGGUGUCUUUAUGGAAUGCCUGGGUGAGCAUGGUGGCCUAACUCGCUGUCCACAAUACUACACAGACGCCGUCCUGUCCAAACAAUCCGAACUCUACACACCCGCACUGCAUACUCCGUCGCCGACUGACGCUAUCAUCAUUGAAUGCAUGGGCGAGAACGGUGGCCUGACUUGGUGUCCGCAAUCCUACACCGACGAAGCCCUAUCGAGUAUGAGUAAGUCCAAGGCAGCCGCACUCCAGACUCCGUCGCCAACACUCUUGCCGACUGACGGUGUUUUUCUUGAAUGCUUGGGUGAGGACGGUUGGUUGACAUCGUGUGGGGUAUCGGCCACGCAGGAGUUUCUAUCGAAGCUGAGAGACUACAACGCACUGCAUACUCCCUCGCCGACUCCCUCGCCGACUAGCAAUGUCCAUUUCGAAUGCACAGGCGUGCAUGGUGGCCUAACUCGCUGUCCGCAUUCCGUCAUGGACAACUUCGUAUCCAAUAAAUUUUCACUCGACGCAGCCGGACUCGAGACUCCGAGGCCAAUGCAUCAGAACCCUACUGCUGUUAUGACCGCAGCCGCUAUCGAGACUGGGUUUACUACGCAUAUCGGUAUACCGCAGGCGCCGGAGAGUGAGCUUCCUGGUGGAUCUUACGGUAUGCGCAGGGGUGAGAGGGCACAUAAGGCGUGA